Wallemia ichthyophaga EXF-994 is the source of this 1428-nucleotide messenger RNA. RefSeq lists its product as uncharacterized. The record is from RefSeq and is a predicted model, not a curated record. Gene Ontology annotation, biological process: superoxide metabolic process. Gene Ontology annotation, molecular function: metal ion binding; superoxide dismutase activity. Gene Ontology annotation, cellular component: mitochondrion. The transcript has 3 exons. Lineage: Eukaryota; Fungi; Basidiomycota; Wallemiomycetes; Wallemiales; Wallemiaceae. Bases 1 to 1428 code for a protein of 475 amino acids.
AUGUUCAAAGCAGUUCUAAUUGAUAUUUCUGGUACCCUUAUAGUAAACGAUAAUCAAACUCAACGCUCAGUAGUAGCUGCUCUAUCUAGACUGAGUAUACCACACAAGCUGCUCUCAAAUGCCUCAAAACAGAGCCACAGUGAUGCACACUUUGAUUUGACAACAAAGCUAGGCUUGGAUAUCUCUCUAUCCGACCUCAUAACUCCUUUAUCAUCCUGUAGCCAGCAUAUCCGCGAUAACAAUCUCAACCCACUUCUCCUACUCACUCAAUCUGCUUCUAAAGACUUUGAAGGCCUUGUUGACUCUACAAAGCCGUUAGACUCUGUAGUCGUCGGUUUGGCUCCUGAUAAGUUCGACUACCACUCAUUGAACGUCGCCUUCAGAAUUCUCAAAGACAUUCCUCAAUCACAGCUCAUUGCAACACACUCCUCUUUAUACUUCCAAGACAAAGAUGACCAACUUAGCCUAGGUCCUGGCCCCUUCAUACAUGCUUUACAGUCUGCAUCCGGAAAAUCUCCCCUCAUCUGCGGGAAACCCAGCUCGUCUUUCUUCAUAACCGCUUUAGAUCAGCUUGGUAUAAAUCAGCAAGACUACAAAGAUGUUGCUAUAGUUGGCGAUGACGCUUUGUCUGAUCUGGGCACAGAUUUACCUCUAGCGAAAAUUUUAGUAAAGACAGGCAAAUACAGGGAGGGUGACGAAAGAAAAAUUGGUCGAAUUUUCAGGUUGGCUUACGUCAGUGUAAUCCACAUGAACUUCCUUUUUUAUACCAUCAUGUUCGCCAACGCAUUCAAGCAACUCCCACAACAAUCGCGCUCUUUCGCAACCACUGCUUUGCGUUUGAAGCACACACUCCCUCCACUCCCAUAUGCUUACGACGCAUUGGAGCCACACAUCAGCUCUGACAUAAUGACUACCCACCACUCAAAGCACCACGCUACUUACGUAAACGGACUUAACGCAGCUGAAGAGUCAUACGUCAAGGCACAAAACGCAAACGACAUCAAGACGUUGAUUGCACUCCAACCAGCACUCAAAUUCAACGGCGGUGGACAUAUCAACCACUCACUCUUCUGGAAGAACCUCACUCCAGACAGCGGCAGAACUGCUCCAUCAGGUGGCUUAGCUGAGCAGAUCAACAAGGACUUCGGCAGCUUCGACGCCCUUAAAGGCAAAGUAAACGCGGCUACCGCUGCUAUCCAGGGCUCCGGCUGGGGAUGGCUCGGCUACAACAAGGAGGCCAAGCGUCUUGAAGUCGCUACUACCGCUAACCAGGACCCACUCACUCACCUCACCCCAAUUGUCGGAAUUGAUAUCUGGGAACAUGCCUUCUACCUCCAAUACAAGAACGUUAAGCCAGACUACCUCAACGCUAUCUGGAAUGUGAUGGAUAUGCAAGAAGCUGGCAAGCGUUUCGACGAGGCUGCUUAA